CUUUAUUUUUUCUGAUGUUACGUGUAAAAAGAUAUCCCGUCGGCCCGGUUGGAGUGCAGAUAUCUGGGCCUAAGCGGAGACAGUGAACGCAUCUCACCCGACAUGUUCCCCCCCCCCCCUCCUCCGCCUCCACAGUCCGCCUUGUUUCCAGCCGUCUCUGCCUUUUCUCUCUCAGUGCUCGGACGUCGCGUUACGGUGAAGAUCCGAGUCCCGCUCUUGGGGAAUUUGGAAGGAAAGUCAGACGACGUGUACACCCGCAAGGAUCAGUAUACACAUUCAAAACAGAGACGACAGUCAAUUUGUCUUGAAACUUCAGUUAAAAAAAGAAAAUGGAUCCAAUGACUCAGUCCGCCCAGAUAUCAUCGUCGCAAGGGCUCGCCGAUGGGCAAAAUUCUGCUGCCAAAGAAUCAAAGCCAUCCGAUUCCUUUCUUUCCUCUACGCCUGUAUCUCUCAUUCAGUCUCCUCAAGACAAAAGAGUCGUCCUGGGCUCCGAAAAGCCCUGCGAAGGUGUAGCAACAUCCCUUCGCUUUCCUUCUCAACCUGGCUCAUUCACACCUGGUCAUUAUGGAAAUGAAGCAGGGCCGCCAGAUGGACAGCCGGAUUCACCGAUAAAGACAUCUCCUGUUUCGGAGCGAAUAAAGGCACUGGAAGCUCUUGCCGCCAAAAAGAAGGAACCAGAUUUUAAAAGUGAUGGAAGUUUCUCUCACUUCAGAGAUCGGCACUAUGAAAAAUCUCCCACUGACACCCAGAAAUCUUUCACUGAGACCCCAAAAUCUCCCACUGAAAAAAAUGUACCAACUCUCCAGAAAAAAGGAGGUUCUGUUGAAAAGGAGUCACCAGAAUCCCCCUUUGAAGUACUUGGAGAUUUAAGACAAAUAAUCGAAUUUGAGGAAACAGAAGAUUGGAUGAAGGCUCAUUUACCCCCUGUACCAGACUUUGAUGCUGUAGAUUUAAUUAAAGGUACCCAGAUUUCAGACAAUGUUGCAUCAAAGAAGGAGAAGGAGACUGACAUAGUUAUACCUGACGCUCCUGCUGCCUUUGCUGGUGUUCCUGAUGCUUUCAUGGAUUCUCCUAUUAGAAUUUCAGAAGAGAAGGAUGAGUUAAGUGAUGCACAGAAGCAGGAAGAGGAGUCAGAGUUUGACCUUAGUUUUUUGCCAACAGCAUACAUGUGGGAUCAGCAGGAAAAAUCGAGUGUGAAGGUCCAAUCAAAUCUUAUUUCAGAGCUUCCAGGUUCAGCUGCUCCUCCUGCAGGCUUUGGAUCCCCAUCUCCUCUUGCCUCCCCACCAAUUGACAUGAAUGCUAAGCAGAAUGUUUCGGAUGACAAGGAGACCACUUGGAUCAUAGAUCUGGAGCCACCAGAGGCCAGUGAAGCAGACAGCUCAGGAGAGUCUGACGAUACUGUAAUCGAAGACGGUGUCAUCGUUCCUGCAUCGCCUCCCAUUGCAUCUUCUGAUCCAGCAUUUUCAAAUUAUUCUACCACUGAACCUGCCUCUACAGCUUCUGCGCUUCCCACUGAGCAAAAUGAGUCCCCUUCGCCAAAGAGGAAGCUUAUGCAGGUUCCGACAAUCAAUGUUAUUGAGACAGAUGAGCCCAAUUACAGUGAAGAGGAGAUGGAAAUGGAACUUGAAGCAGAGGAAGAUGAGAAUUAUGAAGUUGUAAAAGAUUCAGCCAAAGAGGCCCCCAAAACCCCAGAACCAGUAAACAAUGAAAAUGAACAACCCAAGACACGUCCCUUGGAAACUGAAUUCAUGGAAGGCUACUCUCCUCCAUCUUCACCUGUGGAUUCUGAUGUUGAAUACACUCCCAAACACACGAUUCUCAAAUCUCUUCCAGAGACAUACGACCAGGAGUCUACAUCUGAGCCAGAGGCCCCACCCAAUCAAACUCUUCCGAAAGAGUCCGCCUCUGAAUUUUCCCAAGCACAGACUACUUCUAAUAAAAUAAAUGAUGAGCCCUUCCCUUUCACGGUACCAAAUGAAGAGGUGGACAUCCCAGACAAUGAUGACGAAUGGUCAGAUGAAGCACAAAAUAUGUUGGUCAACUCUGGUAGGACUGUUCUUUCGUCACCGGAACCAGUUCCGUCCACCCAAUCUAAAAUGGAUGGAAGUAGCAACACAGAUGUGCAAGAGGCUUCUGUGGAUGCGACUUCCCUUUCUAAAACCAGCUUCAUUCAAGAGGAUAUAUAUGACAGACAGUCAUUUGAUUAUGAUUAUGAUGCAUGCUCUCCCCUGGAUGAGCAGUUUCUUUCUGAUCCUUCUGAGAUCCAUAUUGAAGAACUGAAUUCAAGCACUGCAAACAAUGAUGAAAAUAAACAAGACAAUCCGAAUCUUGACAGCUUCCCUUCACUGGAUGAUUGUGAGACACUAAGAAGCAUCAGUGAGCAAGAUUUCAAUAAGACAACAACCACAGAUCAUGUUUCAGACAACAUUGCAAAUGGAAACUCUCUCCAAGCACAGGAAAGUGAGUCAAAGAUCCAGCAGGACAUUAAACCAGAUGUCCUUGCACCUGAUACAGAAAGAGGUGACCCUGACAGCACAGUUUUAGAGCCCACAGAUAGCUUUGUGGAGUUUAUGCGAGAGUGCCUGAAAUCUAGGCAGGAUGAAGAGCCUGACAACCAGCACACAAGUGUUGUGUCAGAGUCCAAGUUCUGCGAAACCGGUUGGCCUAUCUCCCAGUCCGCUCCAACCAUGGUGAUGGAUCUUGAACAAGAGGAGCUCACUAUCAGUGCUCUCAAAGAGCUGGGCAGCAGUCAAGAGGAGGAUGAGGUGACGUCUCUCCAGUCUCAGGCUCCUGACCAGGCCAAGGCUAAUCCCAAUUCUGCAUUUAUAGAGAAGUCCUCCUAUACAUCAGUUCCUACCCCACCAUGUUCCCAAAGUGACCGUCCAUUCGACAGCAUGUAUUCCAAAGAGGUCGAAACCAUUGAUGAAUGGGUAGCUGAAGCCUAUCAUCUUGCUGAGCAUGUCUUGACAGCGAUACUAACCCACUUAUCAGUGAAGGAUCUGAUCCACUGGCGAGACCCCAAGAAGUCGGGCUUGGUGUUCGGACUCUCCAUGCUGCUGCUGCUGUCGCUGGCAGCCUUCAGCGUCAUCAGCGUGGCUUCCUACCUGCUGCUGGCCCUGCUCUGCGUCACCAUCACAUUCCGCAUCUACAAGUCCGUGGUCCAGGCUGUGCAGAAGUCCGGCGAUGGACACCCCUUCAAAGUGCUGAUAGAUAAGGAUGUCAGCAUCCCCCCAGAGACUUUCCGCAAGCACGUGGACGCCAGUCUGACCUACAUCAACCGAGCCCUAAAGCAGAUGAGCCGCCUCUUUCUGGUCGAGGACCUUGUGGACUCCCUAAAGCUGGCUGUGGUCAUGUGGCUGCUGACCUACGUAGGAGCUGUUUUCAAUGGAAUCACCAUCCUGAUCCUGGCUGACAUCCUGCUCUUCGCUGUGCCUCCAGUCUACGAGAAGAACAAGACCCAGAUUGACCAGUACAUCGACGUGGCACGCACUCAGGUCAACACCACGAUGGCCAAGUUGCAAGAGAAACUUCCUGGGGCUAUGAAGCGCAGCAAAACUGAAUGAUCAACCCCCCACUCAUUAGAAACCUCCACAUCCCCAUCAUCAUCCUCCUUAACUUCCCCAGUCCCCUCUCCAGUUAACCCCCCCCCCCCAGUCUAACUGACCCCUCCCACCUCCAUCUACCACCGCCCUACAACACUGAACCUUGCUAGGUAGAAAAUCUCUGAGCUAUUCAAUAUUCAAUGUAAAACUACUGCGCAGCUUAACGCGAAAGCAUUAGAAGAGAACUGUGCCUGUGCAGACAGGAAGCGCAACGUUAGCGAGGAAGUGACGCGACACCGCAGCCCCCCCACCCCCCGCCUGUCUGUGGGCGUUCCACAGGGGUCGGGUGAACUAGACUGAAUCUAUGACCUGGUUUCAUCACGUACAGCGAGCAGGGGCGUGUGAUGGCUGUUAAUGUCACCAAAAAGCAAAUGUCUGUACUCAAAAACACACAUUUCCCCCGAACGUCAAAGGAAAAUUCAAGCUGGAUGCGUUAAAGAAAAAUAGAAAUGAAAAAAAAAAUGAAAAAAAGAAAUUAAAGCAACUUUUUGGGACUUGCUGAGGAAAGUCUUAUCCUGCUCCGUUGUUAUGGAUAGAUAUAGAUAUGAGUUCAUUUUUUGGAAGCUGGUUAAUGGGUCUGUUGUUCUUGAUUGGCCUGUUUAUUGGGUUGGUUUCCAUUCACUCUGUAUGUACGUUUCUGCAAAUGCACUGAACUUUUCUUUUUGAAACCCAUCAGCAGGAUGAAAUAAAAUGUUUGGAACACGAGCCAGCUGUGAUACUUUGGUCUAGUUCCCCGUCUCGAUCCGAUGCAUUAUUGGAAACAGUUCUCUGUUUGUAUAUAUUCACCCGAAGACGACUGCGGGCUCUGAUGUGUGGAACACGGUGGCCCUCGCUUUUUAUAUGAAAGGACCGUUCCCUUCACAGCAGUCCUGUCGCCCCCCUGGUCGAGCCACAGUGUUGAAUCUCACGUUCACAAUUCUUAUCACUGCUUAUUACUAUAGUUGAUAUGAAUUUAGAAUGGCUGCUUUGACUUCCUUCUAGCUUGACGGCAGCAUUGUAAGAGUUGCGUUAGGGUCAUUGAGCUUCAUCAUUUAAACUAAAAGGUCUUUGAGAACAAACUCCCAUAAUGAAAUACACUCUGAUGCGUCGUCACAACCCUUAAUCCCAAAAACGUCGUCACAGCUCAACUCGUGACUUCCCGAAUGCGGAGUCUGAAGUGUGCUGGGUUCUAUUAUACCAUAUACCAAUUGUAACCAUUUUAAUUUUAAACACCAUGAGACAGGAAAAGCCUUUUUUUUUCAAAUUACUUCCAAACACUGUUCAUUUAGUGAUUAUUAAUCUCACGGUUACCUCAGUGAUUUGAAAAAUGAAAAUGUGUACUUAUUUUUUCAUGAUCCCUCUUAAAUUUUCAGAUUGAAUAAUAACUUGAUGAAAUCAAAUCAAAAAUGAACUUUAAUGUAGGGAGUGUUUGGCCAGCUGCAGCUCUGUGCUGCCAGUGGGCGGGGCCUUCAUUUGAAUUUUGAUGACAAGAUGGUGGUAAAUGCAAUAACGGAUCAGAAUGAAUUUGAUUACUAAUUACUAGUUAACUGUACUAUUUAAACUAAAGAUUCCCCUUGAAAAAAUAUACAUUUUCAAAUAUUCAAAUGAAAAUAACGAUUCUUUUGGCACAUUUUAGACUCAGCAGUGACUUGAGGUAUUUGGAGUUGAGGGGUUGAUGAUGCUGUUGGUGUAGCAGAGGAAAUAUUAUAGAGCUCUGCUUGUCACUUUCUCUCUGUCUGCUAUGAAAGCGCAUGUCAUAGUUUAAGCUGGAAAGAGUCUCACCCUUUUACAAAGGUUGUAUCAUAUUUUUGACCCUGACUUUUGUUUUAAUAUGAUUAUUACUUGUGAUUGUUUCAGUGGUGUUUUUGAACUCGAUAACAAACCAUAGUCAUGCGUUAGCACUACUGCUACGUGUCCGUAUUGUUUUUUUUUUUAAGGACGAGUACGUAGAGGGGAAUGAAAUUACAGGUGUGUCAGUGUUGCUUUCCCUCUCCCCGUACCGCUGAGUGAGCGGGCACAGAGUACGCAUCAUCUGUCGCUGCAUCUCAAACUACUGCGCUUACUCACAAUGAAUGUCCCCUCCCUCCUCAUGCACGCCCCCACCUCUUGUGCGUCUCGUCGACGACGUCUCGUUAAUUCCUCAUGCAUGGUGUCUCAUUCAGACCAAAAUAUGCAACAAUUUCUGUUGGAUAUACUAGCUGUUACCCCCCCCCCCCUGCACCCAAGUGUGAGGGGGAAACCGGGCCACGAUGCAGAGACUGAUGAUGUUAUUAUGCAUCCUGUUUGUUUGUUUAUUUAUUUGAAUGUGAAGAAGUUGCAUAUUGUAGCUGAAGCUACGUUCUCAUUUUUCAUCUAAACGUUCGACACAAACUACUGGAAUGCAUUCGUAUUUACAUGUUUGGUUUAGUUUAUUUAUAGGACCAGUUCAACCAAAUUGCAAGAUAAUAAUAAUCAUCCACAAUUCAGAGAAUUGCAGUUACAUUACUUUUGUCAUUCGCUUGCAGGUUAAAAAAGAUUUCAUUUGGCAGUUAAAAUGUCCUUGUUCGUCUGGAUUAACAGUAGAACAGAGUCAGGUCUUCUACAGCUAUUUCUUCUUCCAAUCUAAAUUCCCUUUUACCUCCAUUGUUUUGUGGUGGAGUCCGAAAUGGGACACACCGACUUUCAUCUGAAGACUGAGGUGAAAAAGACGAACGUUACCAAUGUAAACGUAGUUCUCUGAAGUCCGUUUGGAUCAAAUCUAUUUGCCAAGGCUAAAGGCCACAUGUUUCGUUGAAUUGUCUGAACUGGCUCUUUAAUGUUCCAGCAGCUGCCUUUUGUGUGCUGCACCUUUUACCACGUCACCUGCUGUUACGUGAGUGUGCUACCACACCACUGCUUCUCAGAGUCAUAGAUUAUUUCUUUAUAGUCUAAUAUAUAAUAUGAAUAACAUUUGACAGAUUGAACCUGUUCCCUCACAGUAUGUUGCUUUGCUCCUUUUCCCGUAUCCCCGUGUGUCUUCAUUGUCUUCUGUGUGUGUGUGUGUGCGUGUGCGUGCGUGCGUGUGUGUGUGUGUGUGUGUGUGAGACUCUACUUGUCUCCGAGGAGUCUUUCCUUACUUUACUUCUGACUCUUUUCUUGUACCUAGACGCCGUUCCACUAACAUCAGCUUUGUUUUGUAUUAGAUAUGACUUUGGUUUUUCAAGCUUUGGGAAAGAUGUUGCAGGAAGAAAAAAGAAAACUGAAAAAAAGUAUGUGGUCUCUGUACUGAUGUCAAAGUGAAAUUAAUAAAAACACGUCAAAGGAC
This is a messenger RNA of Scophthalmus maximus (turbot), 6864 nucleotides long. It is a transcript of the gene rtn3, whose product is annotated as reticulon 3. The coding region runs from base 330 to 3563 and encodes 1077 amino acids. The transcript is spliced from 9 exons. The record is from RefSeq and is a predicted model, not a curated record. Gene Ontology annotation, cellular component: neuron projection; postsynaptic density. Lineage: Eukaryota; Metazoa; Chordata; Actinopteri; Pleuronectiformes; Scophthalmidae. Gene Ontology annotation, biological process: endoplasmic reticulum tubular network formation; brain development; neuron differentiation.